UACAUAUACGUUGUAGCAUAGCAUGGCACUCCCUGGAUGGAUCAUGGAGAGCACAUUGAUUGGACCGCCCUUUUUAGUUUUAUAAAAAUAAUUUCUCACAGUGACAGACGGUACUAGGUACAUCUAUCCAAAUUAAAUUACAUGAUGGCUCAAAUUAUUAUGGAAUACAUUCAAAGAUGGGAUCAAUUAGUUGAAGAAUAUAAAGAUCCACGGGCCGAUGGCUGGUUAUUGAUGGACAGCGCCUGGCCCGGUUCCUUCAUGGUCCUGGCCUAUCUCGUCAUCGUAUGGGUAGGACCCAAGCUGAUGGAGAAACGACAACCCUUCCAACUCCGAGAGGUCCUUAUUGUUUACAACUUUGCAAUGGUGCUACUAUCUCUGUACAUGGUGGUUCAGUUUGGUCGUGGUGGCUGGCUGAACGGCUACACAUUAGGCUGUCAACUCGUGGAUUACAGCAACAGUCCAAAGGCAAUGAUAAUGUUGAAAGUCUGUUGGUGGUUUUACUUCUCCAAAUUCAUUGAGAUGUGGGACACGUUCUUCUUUAUACUUCGGAAGAAGAAGUCCCAGAUCUCGUUUCUGCAUGUCUUUCAUCACUCCAUCAUGCCUUUCACCUGGUGGGUCGGAGUCCGAUUCAGUGGAGGCGGACUUGGAACGUUCCACGCUUUCUUGAACAGUUUCAUCCACUUCUUGAUGUACACCUACUACGGCCUUGCAGCGUUUGGCCCUAAGAUGCAGAAGUACCUCUGGUGGAAGAAAUACAUGACCAAGAUGCAGCUGAUCCAAUUUACAGUGGUGUUAAUACACUUAAGCCAGCUACUGUUCAUUGACUGCGCGUACCCCAGCAUCUUUGUGUGGAUCGUAGGGAGCUACGGAUUCGCCUUCCUCGUCCUCUUCCUCAACUUCUACAUGCAAGCCUACAUCCGCAAGGGCCAAAUGGCAGCAUCCCAACCCCCAAGGGCAAGGUCUCCCAGAAUGGUGAAUCCAAGGUCGCGUCCAACGGUGCGACCAACGGUGCGUCCAAUGGCGAUGCCAGAAACGGCACCAAGACGGAUUCCAACAGCAACGGCUAUCAUAAAUUGGAUUGAUGUUUGCUUUGAGUUAGUUUUAGGGGUGCAGGACAUUAGUUGACUUGUAGGCCAAGAGAUCAGGAGACUGAUGGAUAUGGGCCCAGUCUUAUAAAGAUUUGUGAUUGAUUCUUAUCAACUAGGUGUCGUGGCGUGCGCCUGUAAUCCAGCUAGCAAUUGAAGGUACAAACUGAUUCAGCAAAGGACGCAGGUUCGAAAUUGAGUCACGUCUUUCGUAUGGUGAUGUUUAAAGGUUGGUCCCCAGACGGAAAUAAUCAUAUCUGAUUGAUACACGUCUGU
This is a messenger RNA of Strongylocentrotus purpuratus (purple sea urchin), 1361 nucleotides long. RefSeq names its product elongation of very long chain fatty acids protein 7. The transcript has 8 exons. Gene Ontology annotation, biological process: sphingolipid biosynthetic process; fatty acid elongation, saturated fatty acid; fatty acid elongation, polyunsaturated fatty acid. Gene Ontology annotation, molecular function: fatty acid elongase activity. The record is from RefSeq and is a predicted model, not a curated record. The coding region runs from base 142 to 1125 and encodes 327 amino acids. NCBI's taxonomy places the organism in Eukaryota, Metazoa, Echinodermata, Echinoidea, Camarodonta, Strongylocentrotidae. Gene Ontology annotation, cellular component: endoplasmic reticulum membrane.